AUGCUCCUUAGUAUCUCCUUAGUGGAGGUUGCUACAGGGGCAUCAGUGGGACAGCGCGUCCCAGAAGAGGAGGUGCUCCAGCUCCCGAUUCUGCCCACCACAGCAGCCGACAGUUUCUUCGACAGCUUUGGGAACUUUUACCGCGUUGACUAUGGCAACCAUCGGCUGACCGUUUGCUUCCGACAGAUCACGUGCAUUUUCAGCGCCUGCAAGGAUGCAGAUCCUGCCGCGGCCUUAGGCACGUCACAUUUUUGCAGGCAACAGAAGCGACCAAGCAAUGAUAUUACAAACAGUUCAGCCCCACUUGCGGAAGAUAUACUCGGAUAG
Molecule: messenger RNA, 327 nt
Organism: Symbiodinium natans
Lineage: Eukaryota; Dinophyceae; Suessiales; Symbiodiniaceae
Source: the annotation of a GenBank genome assembly